Molecule: messenger RNA, 3378 nt
Organism: Engraulis encrasicolus (European anchovy)
Lineage: Eukaryota; Metazoa; Chordata; Actinopteri; Clupeiformes; Engraulidae
Gene: cep112
Product: centrosomal protein 112
Exons: 26
Coding region: 130-2889 (919 amino acids)
Source: RefSeq, a predicted model, not a curated record
CUGCCGAAGUUUGAACCGUUUUGUGAUCGCAAACAACAAGUUACUCAGCUCUUCAUCAAUGACAUCUCCGUGUGCUUUCAGCACGCUAUUUUGUUCCUAAUUAUAUGGAGGUAUCGUAUACAUGUCACCAUGAGUAAACAGGAAGAAACCAUGGAGAAGCUGGACUCGGAGUUUGAUCAUUAUCUUGUAGACAUGAAGCCUUACGUCCUGAAGCUCGCUAAUCGAUCAGAACGCCAGCGGUGUGCCCUGUGGAUAAAGAAGCUGUGUGACCCAGUGGCCUGUGGAUCGGGACUGACGGGAAGGAAGAACCGCAACAUGUAUGCUCGACUUCUCCUGCACAUGCUCAAAGGGGGUGUCCUCGAAGGACCCUUUACACAGAAACCUGAUGGAGGCAGCCUGAAGACACUGCCUACAUAUUUGUCUAUCUAUUUUGAUGAGCCUCUGUUUGGAGGGACCCAGGAGGAGCGUCCAGCGGUGCCUGAUUGGGUGUCAGGAGAGUUGGCUCCCGUAGAUGACACAUGGACCAGCCUACUGAAAGACGCCUCACCUGUACCUCACACUAGCACUCAAAGGAGGACAGUGGUGGGAUAUGACAAGUCUCCUUCCCGCCCGAUGGCCUCCAGCCCUCUGAAGCUCGUCAGCCGCGGAGACAACAACAAGGUGAAUGGUGUUGGAGGAGCAUCCCUCUCUGGCGAUGACAGUGACCUGGAGGCAAGACUAAACAGCUGGAACCUCGGGAUUGAAAACCCCAGGUACCUGAGGGAGAAGCCCAUCCCCCUGUCUCCGAGUGCGGAGAUAAAGGCCAAAGUCCUGGAGGCCAAGCACCAGGAGGAGAAGCUGCAGCUGCAACAGAGGCAUGACGCGCAUGUCCAGAAGAUCCUAGAGCGUAAGAACAGAGAGAUGGAGGAUCUUAAGACGCUGUUCAAGGGCAAACAAAAGGAAGCGGAGGAGGCCAUCCGGAUGUUGGAGAAGAGAGUCCAGAGCCUGGUCCGCGAGUCGCAGGUGAUCCGGGAGAACAAGGAGAAGCAGAUCACUGAGUUGAAGAAGAUGGCUGAGCAGAGCGCCGACUCCCUGAGGAACGAGUGGGAGAAGAAGCUGCACGCGUCCGUGGCGGAGAUGGAGCACGCCAAGUUUGAGCUGCAGAAGAAGCACACGGAGAACAUCCAGGAGCUGCUGGAGGAUACCAACCAGAGGCUGGCCAAGAUGGAGGUGGAGUACACCAGCCAGACACAGGUCACGGAGCAGCUGGCUCGGGAGCUGGAGGCCCGCGUGAAGCAGCUGACGGUGGAGGUGGAGAACGGCAACAGCCUCCGCCAGAAACUCACCCAGGAGAAGGCCGAGCUGGAGAUCAACAUCGCAGCCAUCAGUGCUGAGCUGCAGGAGGCCAACCGCAGGUGUGCAGAGCAGCAACAUGAGGCUGAGCAGCAGAGGGAGCAGCAUGAGGAGAGUAUCCGCAAGCUGAAGGCCAACCACGAGGCAGACCUCACCCACUACCAGAAGGAGCACGUGCUCUCCACCGCUAAGGCAUCUGAGGUGAUCGCGGGGCUGGAGGGGGUGGGCUCCAAGCUGAAGGAACAGCUACAGGAGAGCGAGCACCGCAGGACCAAGCAGAUACGGGACCUGGAGAACAAGUCUCAAAAGGAGAUGACUGACCUGCAGUUCAACAACGAGCUAAAGGUGCGGGGGCUGCAGGGGGAGCUGGACAGAGAGCGCUCGGAGGCCCGCAGGAAGGAAGCCGACCUUCAGGAAGCACUCAGGGAGAAGGAGGAUCAGCUGAGCAGGCUGCGUGAGGCCCACAGGCAGCAGGUGCAGCAGACGGAGAGUGCCCUGGAACACUUCAAGAAGCAGGUGGAGAUCACCUCCGAGAAGACCUAUCAGGACAUGAGGCAACAGAUGGAGAAGGUGGAGGCCGAUCUGAACCAGUCCAAAGCAGCUCGGGAGAAGCAAGCCAAGGACUUUGGCUAUCAGCUAGAGGAGGUGCAGCAAAAACAUGAGCAGCAGAUGGUGGAGCAGAGACUGCAGCACGAGCAGGAGAGGACGCGCGUCCUCCAGCUGCAUAAUGCUGAGAAGGACAGUUUGGUCCAGGAGCACCAGCGGGAGAUCCACGCUCUGGAGGAGCAGGCGCGGGCCACCAUGGCCAAGCACGAACGCAGCACCCAGGAGUGGAGGAAGCGCGACGGACAGCGCGUGUCGGAGCUGGAGGCCCAGGUGCAGGCGUUGCGCGAGGAGCUCCUCCAGACGCACGGCCAGCGUAAGCAGCAGCUGAUCGAGCUGGGCCUGCUGCGGGAGGAGGAGCGGCAGCGUGCCGCCCAGGACCAGGAGGCCGCGCUGGGCCGCCUGCGCCAGGAGACCCAGCGCCUACGCCAGGACCUGGAGCGCAGCCACGCCGCCGAGAGGGAGCUGGCACAGGAGAAGAACAACAGCAGGUUGAAGCAGCUGGAACGAGAGUACAACCAGAGGCUGGCCAAGUCUGCACAGUCGAUGGCGGAGGUGCAGUCGGCGGCCUGUUUGUCUCGUGAUGAGUCUCGCCAGGCCCAGCAGGCUCUGGAGCAGCAGCUGCAGGAGGCCACAGCACUCUGGGACCAGGAGAGGACCAGACUGGCACGGCAAGCAGACCGGAACCACCAGGAGAUGCAGGGGAAGCUGGACAGUCUCCAGAGGCAGCUGCACGCCACAGAGAAGAAACUCAAGACCAAAGAACUGGAGAACCAAGAACAGGUCACCCAGGUGCGUCAGGAGUGUGAGGUGAAGCUGAGGGGUCUGAUGCCAGCAGAGCUCAGGCAGGAGCUGGAGGAUACCAUCACCUCCCUCAAGUCACAGGUGACCUUCCUGCAGAAGAGGGUGACAGUAUUACAGGAGGACCUCAAUGCCAGCAGAGGGAGAAGGUAACAUCAGUUCAUGCUGCAUGGAUGAGAGAGCGGCUCUCCGAAAACCACAAUAUGAAGUGAGCACAUCACAACUACUAGAGGCCAUGUGUACACACACACACACGCACGCACGCACACGCACGCACGUACAUAUACAUCCACACACAUACAUACACACACAUACACACACACACACACACACACAUACAUACACACACAUACACACACACACACACACACACACACACAUCUGAAGGAUCAUCAAAGUUCAACUCAUGUACUGUGCCAUUUUUACUGUUAUUUUGCUCUGUAAUGUUUUUUUAUUUAAUGCAUUAUAAAUGUGUUUUGUUUGCCUUUCAUACAUUUUUAAACAUAUUUAAGACCUUGUUUUGUGAUAUGUUGGUCAUGACAUGAAUUCAAUGUAAUGAAUCUUUUUUUCACGUCCAUUUUAAUGUUUUAACUAUGAUUUCAAUCAAGCUGCAUCAAUUUUAUUAAAGACCUCCCCAUUUCA